GAGAGGGGUUGAGUCAAGAUGGCGGCCAAGGUGGCGAAGCAGCAGCAGCGGCGGCGGCGGCGGCGGCUGGAGUGAGCUCCCCGCUUGCCGCGCCGAGCGAGGUCCCGGGGUAGGGCCGCGCGCCGGGGCCGCGUCCUGCUGCUCAGGCCCGGGGGCGCGCCGGCUACCACGCUCCGCCAGCUCCUGGUGGUUUCCUAGAAACAUGGUUGUUUGUUGGACUUGAUCUCACAGCCUGGUGAGGACUUCUUUACUGAUAAUGUCAAGUUCAGGUUAUCCUCCCAACCAAGGAGCAUUCAGCACAGAACAAAGUCGUUAUCCUCCCCACUCUGUUCAGUACACCUUUCCCAGCACGCGUCACCAGCAGGAAUUUGCAGUCCCUGAUUAUCGUUCUUCUCAUCUCGAAGUCAGCCAGGCAUCACAGCUCCUGCAGCAGCAGCAGCUUCGCAGACGGCCCUCCCUGCUUUCAGAAUUUCACCCGGGUUCGGACAGGCCUCAAGAAAGGAGAACUGGAUAUGAACAGUUUCACCCAGGGCCAUCCCCCGUGGAUCAUGAUUCCCUGGAAUCCAAGCGACCACGUCUGGAGCAGGUUUCUGAUCCCCAUUUCCCGCGCGUCAGCGCCGCGGUUUUACCUGUCGUGCACACGCUGCCAGAAGGGUUGAGGUCUUCUGCAGACGCUAAGAAGGAUCCAGCAUUUGGAGGCAAACAUGAAGCUCCAUCCUCUCCAAUCUCUGGGCAGCCAUGUGGAGAUGAUCAAAAUGCUUCACCUUCAAAACUUUCAAAGGAAGAGUUAAUACAGAGUAUGGAUCGUGUAGAUCGAGAAAUUGCAAAAGUAGAACAGCAGAUCCUUAAACUGAAAAAGAAACAACAACAGCUCGAAGAAGAAGCGGCUAAACCUCCUGAGCCUGAGAAGCCUGUGUCCCCUCCUCCCGUGGAGCAGAAACACCGCAGUAUUGUCCAAAUUAUUUAUGAUGAGAAUCGGAAAAAAGCAGAAGAAGCUCAUAAAAUAUUUGAAGGUCUUGGCCCAAAAGUUGAACUGCCACUCUAUAACCAGCCAUCGGAUACCAAGGUGUAUCAUGAGAACAUCAAGACUGGAGUACCUGCAAGGCGCAUGAUGAAAAACCAGGUGAUGAGGAAAAAACUCAUUUUAUUUUUUAAAAGAAGAAAUCAUGCAAGAAAACAAAGGGAACAAAAAAUCUGCCAACGUUAUGAUCAGCUCAUGGAGGCAUGGGAGAAAAAAGUGGACAGAAUAGAAAAUAACCCCCGGAGGAAAGCUAAAGAAAGCAAAACAAGGGAAUACUAUGAAAAGCAGUUUCCUGAAAUUCGAAAACAAAGAGAACAACAAGAAAGAUUUCAGCGAGUUGGGCAGAGGGGAGCUGGUCUUUCAGCCACCAUUGCUAGGAGCGAGCAUGAGAUUUCUGAAAUUAUUGAUGGGCUCUCUGAGCAGGAGAAUAAUGAGAAACAAAUGCGGCAGCUCUCUGUGAUCCCGCCUAUGAUGUUUGAUGCAGAACAGAGACGGGUCAAGUUCAUCAACAUGAAUGGGCUCAUGGAGGACCCUAUGAAGGUUUAUAAAGAUAGGCAGUUUAUGAAUGUUUGGACUGACCACGAGAAGGAGAUCUUUAAGGACAAGUUUAUCCAGCAUCCAAAAAACUUUGGACUAAUUGCAUCCUACUUGGAAAGGAAGAGUGUUCCUGAUUGUGUUUUAUAUUACUACUUAACCAAGAAAAAUGAGAAUUAUAAAGCCCUAGUAAGAAGGAAUUAUGGAAAACGCAGAGGAAGAAACCAGCAGCAAAUUGCCCGACCCUCACAAGAAGAAAAAGUAGAAGAAAAAGAAGAAGAUAAAGCAGAAAAAACAGAAAAAAAAGAAGAGGAAAAGAAAGAUGAAGAAGAAAAAGAUGAAAAGGAGGACUCUAAAGAAAAUGCCAAGGAAAAGGACAAGACGGAAGGUACAGCAGAAGAAACGGAGGAGAGAGAGCAGGCCACACCCCGGGGACGAAAGACCGCCAACAGUCAGGGCCGCAGAAAGGGCCGCAUCACCCGGUCCAUGACCAACGAAGCGGCGGCGGCCAGCGCUGCGGCCGCUGCGGCCACUGAGGAGCCCCCGCCGCCUCUGCCACCCCCACCAGAACCCAUUUCCACAGAGCCUGUAGAAACCUCUCGAUGGACAGAAGAAGAAAUGGAAGUCGCUAAAAAAGGUCUUGUAGAACAUGGUCGUAACUGGGCAGCGAUUGCCAAAAUGGUGGGGACUAAAAGUGAAGCACAGUGCAAAAACUUCUAUUUUAACUAUAAAAGGCGACAUAAUCUUGACAACCUUUUGCAACAGCAUAAACAGAAAACUUCACGGAAGCCCCGUGAAGAGCGAGACGUGUCCCAGUGUGAAAGUGUAGCUUCCACUGUUUCUGCUCAGGAGGAUGAAGAUAUUGAAGCUUCUAAUGAAGAAGAAAAUCCAGAAGACAGUGAAGGUGCUGAAAAUAGUUCUGAUACAGAAAGUGCUCCUUCUCCUUCACCAGUUGAAGCUGUCAAGCCCAACGAGGAUAGCACUGACAAUGCGACUUCUCGAGGAAACGCAGCGCCUGGGGCUGAGCUCGAACCCAGCACAGAACCUGUACCCUGUGCAUCUCCCUCCUCAGCAGUGCAAAGUGCAAAACCAGUCGAAAGUGAAAGUGUGGAGACACAGGCGAACGACAGCAUUGCGGUGGAGGCAGAGCCGAUGGAUGUCGAACGGCAGGAGCACGGUGCUGAAGUGACUUCUGUUCUUGACCUCCCCACGCCUGCCAAAUCAGACUCUGUAGACGUUGAGAUGGGGGCGCCGGAAAGCAAUCCAUCCAGAGUCGAAGGUGAUGCCAAAGAAGGAGACCUGGAGAGAGCCAGCACGAAGACAGAGCCUAGAGAUGAGGACAUGGUGGUGGCCCAGCAGAUAGGCGCCCAGAGGCCCGAGCCCCAGUCAGACAAUGACUCUAGUGCCACCUGCAGUGCGGAUGAAGAUGUGGAUGGAGAGCCCGAGAGGCAGAGAAUGUUUCCUAUGGACUCAAAGCCUUCAUUGUUGAACCCCCCUGGAUCUAUACUGGUCUCAUCCCCAAUAAAACCAAAUCCACUGGACUUGCCACAGCUUCAGCACAGAGCUGCUGUUAUCCCGCCAAUGGUUUCCUGUACCCCAUGUAAUAUACCGAUUGGAACCCCAGUGAGCGGGUAUGCCCUCUACCAGCGACACAUUAAAGCAAUGCAUGAGUCCGCACUCCUUGAAGAACAGCGGCAGAGGCAAGAACAGAUAGAUCUGGAAUGUAGAAGUUCUACAAGUCCCUGUGGCACCGCCAAGAGUCCAAACAGAGAGUGGGAAGUCCUGCAGCCUGCUCCGCAUCAAGUGAUAACUAAUCUCCCUGAAGCGGUUCGGCUUCCGACAACUCGACCCACCAGGCCACCUCCUCCUCUCAUCCCAUCAUCCAAAACCACAGUGGCUUCAGAAAAACCAUCUUUCAUCCUGGGAGGCUCCAUCUCACAGGGAACACCUGGCACUUACUUGACUUCUCAUAAUCAGACUUCCUACACUCAAGAAGCAGCUAAGCCCUCAGUCGGCUCUAUAUCUCUCGGACUGCCGCGGCAACAGGAAUCUGCCAAAUCAGCUACUGUGCCCUACAUCAAGCAGGAAGAAUUUUCUCCCCGAAGCCAAAACUCACAGCCUGAAGGUUUAUUGGUCAGGGCACAACAUGAAGGAGUGGUCAGAGGGACCACAGGAGCCAUUCAAGAAGGAAGUAUAACUCGGGGAACGCCAGCUAGCAAAAUUUCCGUGGAAGGCAUCCCAUCCCUGCGGGGCUCGAUCACUCAGGGUACCCCAGCCCUGUCACAGGCUGGCAUACCAACUGAGGCGUUGGUGAAGGGAUCCAUUUCUAGAAUGCCCAUUGAGGAGAGCAGUCCUGAGAAAGGCAGAGAGGAAGCUGCAUCCAAAGGUCAUGUUAUUUAUGAAGGCAAGAGUGGACACAUCUUAUCCUACGAUAAUAUUAAAAAUGCCCGAGAAGGGACGAGGAGUCCAAGAACAGCUCAUGAAAUCAGUUUAAAAAGAAGCUAUGAAUCAGUGGAAGGAAAUAUAAAGCAAGGGUUGUCGAUGAGGGAGUCUCCUGUUUCAGCACCGUUGGAGGGGCUGAUAUGCCGAGCAUUACCCAGGGGGAGCCCUCAUUCUGACCUCAAAGAAAGGACUGUGCUGUCUGGUUCCAUAAUGCAGGGCACACCAAGAGCAACAACGGACAGUUUCGAAGACGGUCUUAAGUACCCCAAACAGAUUAAAAGGGAGAGUCCUCCCAUGCGAGCAUUUGAAGGCGCCAUCACCAAAGGAAAACCAUAUGACGGCAUUACCACCAUCAAAGAAAUGGGGCGUUCCAUUCAUGAGAUUCCACGGCAAGAUAUUUUAACUCAGGAAAGCCGAAAAACUCCAGAGGUGGUCCAGAGCACAAGGCCAAUAAUCGAAGGUUCCAUCUCCCAGGGCACACCAAUAAAGUUUGACAGCAACUCAGGUCAAUCUGCCAUCAAACACAACGUCAAAUCCUUAAUCACGGGGCCUAACAAACUACCCCGUGGAAUGCCUCCACUGGAAAUCGUACCAGAGAACAUAAAAGUGGUAGAACGGGGAAAAUAUGAGGAUGUGAAAGCAGGCGAGCCAGUGCGUUCCCGACACACAUCGGUGGUAAGCUCUGGCCCCUCCGUCCUCAGGUCAACACUUCAUGAAGCUCCCAAAGCGCAGCUGAGCCCGGGGAUUUAUGACGACAGUAGUGCACGGCGGACCCCUGUGAGUUAUCAAAACACCAUGUCCAGAGGCUCGCCUAUGAUGAACAGAACUUCUGAUGUUACGAUUUCCUCUAGCAAGUCUACUAAUCAUGAAAGAAAAUCGACCCUGACCCCUACCCAGAGGGAAAGUAUACCAGCGAAGUCUCCAGUACCUGGGGUGGACCCUGUAGUAAGCCACAGCCCUUUUGAUCCCCACCAUAGGGGCAGCACCACAGGAGAGGUUUAUCGGAGCCAUCUUCCCACACAUUUGGAUCCAGCCAUGCCGUUUCACAGGGCUCUGGAUCCUGCAGCUGCUGCUUACCUGUUUCAGAGACAGCUCUCCCCAACCCCAGCGUACCCCAGUCAGUACCAGCUUUAUGCAAUGGAGAACACCAGACAGACAAUCCUCAAUGAUUACAUUACCUCACAGCAGAUGCAAGUGAAUCUGCGCCCGGAUGUGGCCAGAGGCCUCUCCCCACGGGAGCAGCAGCUGGGCCUCCCGUACCCAGCCACAAGGGCAGGAAUCAUUGACCUGACCAACAUGCCUCCAGCGAUUUUAGUGCCUCAUCCCGGGGGCACGAGUACGCCUCCCAUGGACAGAAUCACUUAUAUUCCUGGCACACAGAUUACUUUCCCGCCCAGGCCGUACAACUCUGCGUCUGUGUCUCCAGGACACUCGACGCACCUUGCAGCGGCUGCGAGUGCUGAGCGGGAGCGGGAGCGGGAGAAGGAGCGGGAGCGGAUCGCCGCGGCCGCGUCCUCAGACCUCUACCUUCGGCCAGGCUCGGAACAGCCGGGCCGACCGGGCAGUCAUGGAUACGUCCGCUCCCCGUCCCCUUCAGUAAGAGCCCAGGAGACCAUGUUGCAGCAGAGACCCAGCGUGUUCCAAGGAACCAAUGGAACCAGUGUAAUCACACCUUUGGAUCCAAGUGCUCAGCUCCGAAUCAUGCCGCUGCCCGCUGGGGGCCCGUCGAUAAGCCAGGGCCUGCCGGCCUCCCGCUACAGCACCGCUGCAGACGCCCUGGCUGCCCUUGUGGACGCCGCAGCCUCUGCCCCCCAGAUGGAGGUUUCCAAAACCAAAGAGAGUAAGCAUGAAGCUUCCAGGUUAGAAGAAAAUUUGAGAAGCAGGUCAGCAGCAGUUAGUGAACAGCAGCAGCUAGAGCAGAAACCCCUGGAGGUGGAGAAGAGAUCUGUUCAGUGUCUGUACACUUCUGCAGCCUUUCCAAGUGGCAAGCCCCAGCCUCAUUCUUCAGUAGUUUAUUCUGAGGCUGGGAAAGAUAAAGGGCCUCCUCCAAAAUCCAGAUAUGAGGAAGAGCUAAGGACCCGAGGGAAGACUACCAUUACUGCAGCUAACUUCAUAGACGUGAUCAUCACCCGGCAAAUUGCCUCGGACAAGGAUGCAAGGGAACGUGGCUCUCAAAGUUCAGACUCUUCUAGUAGCUUAUCUUCUCAUCGGUAUGAAGCACCCGGCGAUGCUAUUGAGGUGAUCAGCCCUGCUAGUUCACCUGCGCCGCCCCAGGAGAAACUGCAGGCCUAUCAGCCAGAGGUGGUGAAGGCAAAUCAAGCAGAAAGUGAAGCCAGCAGACAGUACGAAGGGCCAUUACAUCACUACCGACCCCAGCAGGAACCACUGUCUCCACAACAGCAACUGCCCGCCUCCUCACAGGCCGACGGCGUGGGGCAGGUGCCUAGGACCCACCGCCUGAUCACACUUGCUGAUCACAUCUGUCAAAUUAUCACACAAGAUUUUGCUAGAAAUCAAGUUUCCUCACAGCCUCCCCAGCAGCCUCCCACUUCUACAUUCCAAAACUCACCAUCUGCUUUGGUGUCCACACCUGUGAGGACUAAAACAUCAAAUCGUUAUAGCCCAGAAUCCCAGUCUCAGUCUGUCCACCAUCAAAGACCAGGGUCAAGGGUCUCUCCAGAAAAUCUUGUGGACAAAUCCAGGGGAAGGCCUGGAAAAUCCCCAGAGAGGAGUCACGUCCCUUCCGAGUCCUACGAGCCCAUCUCCCCGCCCCAGGUCCCAGUUGUGCAUGAGAAACAGGACAGCAUGCUGCUACUGUCUCAGAGAGGAGCGGAGCCCGCAGAACAGAGGAAUGAUUCCCGCUCACCGGGGAGUAUAAGCUACUUGCCUUCGUUCUUCACCAAGCUUGAAAACACGUCACCCAUGGUUAAAUCAAAGAAGCAGGAGAUUUUUCGUAAGUUGAACUCCUCUGGUGGAGGUGACUCUGAUAUGGCAGCCGCUCAGCCGGGAACUGAGAUCUUUAAUCUGCCAGCGGUGACUGCCUCAGGCUCGGUUAGCUCUAGAGGUCAUUCUUUCGCUGAUCCCGCCAGUAAUCUUGGUCUGGAAGACAUUAUCAGGAAGGCUCUCAUGGGAAGCUUUGAUGACAAAGCGGAGGAGCACGGAGUUGUCAUGUCCCAGCCUGUGGGCGUGGUGCCUGGCGGCGCUAACACCUCCGUUGUGACCGGUGGUGAGACACGGAGAGAGGAAGGGGACCCGUCGCCUCAUUCAGGAGGAGUUUGCAAACCAAAGCUGAUCAGCAAGUCAAACAGCAGGAAAUCUAAAUCUCCUAUCCCUGGGCAAGGCUACUUAGGAACUGAGAGGCCCUCUUCCGUCUCCUCUGUACAUUCAGAAGGGGAUUACCACAGGCAGACGCCAGGGUGGGCCUGGGAAGACAGGCCCUCUUCAACAGGCUCAACUCAGUUUCCAUAUAACCCUCUGACUAUGCGGAUGCUCAGCAGUACGCCACCAACACCGAUCGCAUGCGCCCCCUCUUCCGUGAACCAAGCGGCCCCGCACCAACAGAACAGGAUGUGGGAGCGGGAGCCAGCCCCGCUGCUCUCCGCACAGUACGAGACGCUGUCCGAUAGUGACGACUGAACCGCCCAGGGAGGGGCUCUCGGUGGGGCCGGGGCGUGGGGCGGGCAGCUCUCGUUUCGGUGGGGUUUAUUUUUAACGGCGGGUCAAAAAUCUGACCUCCUCUGACUUGUGCCCAGAGACUUUGAGAGCCUGGACCACGGGUGAUGAAGAAAUGAUGAAAAAUUUAUUUGGAGAAUCAAAUGGGGGGAGGGGUGGGGGGCUGCAUUUGCUCCAGGCAGUUCGGUGGAGUCUAAUAGUGGAGGGUUGAAAUGUAGAGUUUUUAAAAAGUGGACAAUUCCUGUUCUUACAUCUGUUUGUAAAGAAAACCAUAAUGUCUUUAAAUCACUCUUCUGUAAAUAGAUGAACUUUUUUGCAGUGUUUCCCCUUGCUGUAGUAUCUGAGUGUACUUAUGUUCAAAUCAGCGCAUCAACUUUGGGGGUAAUUUUAAGAAAACAAACUCCGCACCUAUCUUUUUAACGCUUGCCUUCUAAACGACCUCAUACAGCCCAGUUACAUAAUGUUGGCUGUCACGGGCAUUGUACUUUUAUCCAGUUUUGUUUCCUCUAAAUUCAGAUUUCCGGUGAUGUUUCAAAUCUUGUGGAAAUGUUUAGAUUUUUAACACAGACCCUCGCAUAAAAUCUGUACAUUACGUUAUUAGGGUCAAAGGUAAGAGAAACUAAAUUCUGCCAUACUGUAAAUUUCCAGUGCAGGCUUUAAUUUUUUUCAAUUAGUAGCACUGAAAAAAUAUUACUGCAUGGGUAUGUUAUAGUUCAGGUUUUAAAGUUGAAAAAAAAAAA
This is a messenger RNA of Zalophus californianus (California sea lion), 8409 nucleotides long. RefSeq names its product nuclear receptor corepressor 1 (gene NCOR1). Gene Ontology annotation, molecular function: transcription corepressor activity; nuclear thyroid hormone receptor binding. The coding region runs from base 257 to 7633 and encodes 2458 amino acids. The transcript is spliced from 47 exons. Lineage: Eukaryota; Metazoa; Chordata; Mammalia; Carnivora; Otariidae. Gene Ontology annotation, biological process: negative regulation of transcription by RNA polymerase II. The record is from RefSeq and is a predicted model, not a curated record.